Messenger RNA from Lepisosteus oculatus (spotted gar), 1992 nucleotides. RefSeq names its product protein phosphatase 1 regulatory subunit 36. The record is from RefSeq and is a predicted model, not a curated record. Gene Ontology annotation, biological process: negative regulation of phosphatase activity. NCBI's taxonomy places the organism in Eukaryota, Metazoa, Chordata, Actinopteri, Semionotiformes, Lepisosteidae. Gene Ontology annotation, molecular function: phosphatase binding.
ACCCUACGGAGGUGAAAUAACUGUUUUUAAAUUAAUAGGUGUUUGUUCCCUUUUCACAACGACCGUAUUUGCACACGCAGUAAAACAGUUUUGCACGCUGUUGCCUAGAUACUAUCCGGCUUCAUUGUACACAGACUAGGAGCCAUAGUUUGUGAGAUGCCGACUCUCUUGUGCCAUGGCAAAAACUAAGGAAACGGUUAGCAUAUCUACACCUGGACGCUGGCACUGGAAUGAUGAACUGCAAACACUUGAAUUAUUCAGUUUCAAUUCAACCAUAGAAACUAAAGAUAAAAGGAAGAAGAACAAAUCUAUUCACUUCCAAGAACAAGCUAACAAGCGUGUUGAGAGGUUACUGCCACCUUCACCUAUUCCCACAAGAGGCCCUACUGGUGUUCGCACAGCUGUGGAUAAAAAAUACAAUGGGAAAGCACAAUUAGGCACCUGUAAACCUUCACUGAAGCAUGGACCACAUGAUCAUGUAACCAUUGAAGAUGUAAAGAAUGUGGCAUUUUCCUUGCUGCAGGAAAAUGAGCCAAUACCUCUGUGUUUUAUGUCUCUAAUGAGGUGUCAGCAGGUAAAUGACUUUCUCUCAGCCCUGCUGCUGUAUCUAUCUUGUUAUUUUGAGAAACAGGCAUUGGAAAAAAAAACCCAACCUUUAAUGGCGGAACCAAGUUUAACAGAAAGAAAAAACAUGGAAGAGGCACAUAUAAAAGUUGAACUUGCAAAAAAACAGCUUGCUUGCGCAUACUCUGUUCUGGUUCUUGGACUUGGGAUGUCUCAACAGCACCAUAUGGAUUGUGGAAGGAGCAGGGUUUCAGCCACUUACAAAGACCGACAGUUAUUUGAGUGUCUUUAUAGCUUCUCCACAUACGUAGCGUGGGUGACAUUCAGACGCAAAGACCUUAAAGGGAUCCAGGAGGAAGUAGGCAGGCUCCUCCGUUCAGACACCUUUAAUCAUGCUGUCAGGAAGACGGAGGAUAAUAAUGAGGAUGCAAGAUCGGACACCACUCUGAAUGAAGAAAUAGGAUCCACCCGUGAAAGAAGGAAGAUGAAGUCGAAAAGACCAGCUAUCAAGAGCAUCGUAAAGCAGCGCUCUCCAGUGAUUACAUCGCUGCUGCCAUCCCCAAAGGAAAAAUCCCAGCACCUAUUUAAGACAGGUUGCCUAGAGCAGGACUGCUCCACUGACCCCUGUGGCACAAAGUCUCUGAUGGAGGAACUUCCAGCUGCUCUGUCUUCAAACUUGGGAAUAAUUGGACAACCUCUGAGCCAGUUUAGCCGUCACACUCUGGUGCCCCUGGGGGCUGAACAGGAAGAAGAGGAAGAGGAUGAUGAAGACCAUGCCAGAAACAGCAAAGCUUCAUUCAGAUCUAAGGGUCCUUUAUCCUCAGGAGGAGGGAAAUAUGCUGGGCUGAGCAGAGCAAAUACUGUCAUCUCUAGGGCAACAACAGUGGGAGUCUACUCUGAUACUGAAUAACCAGUAAACCCAAACAACAUUUCUUUGAGGGUCUUUAAUUCUCACCUCCUUGAAAUAUGCUUUAUGCAAAUAUCUUUUUAUUUACCAUUUUUGUUUUCUAUAUUUUGUUUAUGUUCUUAAGAUAUUUCCAUUUUUAUUUUAUAGAGACUCCAUUUUAUGUAUUAAAUGUAUAAAAAGGUUAGAUAUCCCUGAAAAGUUAAUAUUUGGAUUUUUAUAUCUACAUUUGGAAAACCUCCAAGCUUUUUUAUACUCUUCAAUUUUGAAAUCAGGAGCUGUUAAUCUACUUGGCUCACUGCUACAAUCCUCUUAUCAACAUUGGAGAGAUGAGGACAACACACAUGAGCCUUCUUUCUGCAUGAUUAACAGGGGAUGGAGGCAGUGCUUCAGCACUUGCAUUGCUUUACUCAGUAAUUUUUUUUUUUGAAGUGGAAUUUUCAGCAAAUGCCCAUUUAAUCCCCCACAGAUAUAUUUAUUUUAUUUAUAUAAUUUCAAUAAAGGCAUUCACCAGCAUAAUUACA